AUGGAUUGCGGGAAGGGAUUCAAACACAUUGGCAUCUUUGAAGUCGCAAAUGAGAAGGAUGUAAUUCUGAGACAGGCUGGCCCGAACAAAGUUCGUGGAAUAAACACCAAAAUAUUGCAGUAUCCUCCCCGCUACGACCAUUUCUCGAAUCUGAGCAAACUGCUGAAGCUGCACAACAUCCAGCCGGAGGUGUCUGACUUUUUCCAUGAAAAUCUGACGCUAUCUGGAAGAGUUGAGAUACCUGAGUUGGCAGGCGAAGUCAGGGGCGAGAAUGGCCAGCCACAGGAUGGCCACCGCGAGAUCUUCCAUGAGUGCAUCGAUUUGCUGGAAGACGAAGCCAACUUCUAUCUUCGCGAGCAGGUCAAGAAGCAUGGCUCUGAGACCGUGUACCGCAGUGCCUUCCGUGAAUAUUACAUUGGGGAGAUAACCAACAUGAUGGAGACACACUGGCGUCCUGACCCUCGAGGGCAGCAUAUCCGUCGCCAGGCCCACGACCUGUGCUAUCAGGCUAUCAACGAAGUCCCCUUUUUGGCUACGGCGGAGAGAAACAUGCUCAUUCGAACUACGGGGUGUUUCCCAGAGGACACGAUGGCGUUCUUGACCAGCAUGACGAAGACCCGGCUUACGUACCUGAUGAUGAGGGAGAUGGCUGGAUUGAUGGAGGUGCAGGGAAGAGUAGAGACCGGGCAAGAGGAGGACGCUGACAUCGAGAUGGACAUUGCGGCGGGAGUCAACUUUGCUGAGAUCAAGUAA
This is a messenger RNA of Microsporum canis CBS 113480, 753 nucleotides long. RefSeq lists its product as uncharacterized. The transcript is spliced from 4 exons. Bases 1 to 753 code for a protein of 250 amino acids. The record is from RefSeq and is a predicted model, not a curated record. Lineage: Eukaryota; Fungi; Ascomycota; Eurotiomycetes; Onygenales; Arthrodermataceae.